Messenger RNA from Acaulospora colombiana, 640 nucleotides. NCBI's taxonomy places the organism in Eukaryota, Fungi, Glomeromycota, Glomeromycetes, Diversisporales, Acaulosporaceae. The record is from the annotation of a GenBank genome assembly.
CGGCUCCUUCAGCUGGCCCAGUUUCCCGUCGGGCUCGUACUCGUUCCCGGCACCUUCAGGCUCAUUCUCUUGGCCCAGCUUCCCCACUGGAUCGUUCUCCUUCCCGGCACCUCCAAGUCCCACUGGAGCGGUCCCAAAGGUGAAACGUGACGAGGCUGAUACCUACCCAACUCUUACUGUGCCAACUGUCUCUGUGCCGCACCACACUGUCACAGUGCCGACCGUUUCUGUGCCCCACUCAACCACCACCAAGACCACUGUCUCGGUUCCCCACCCAACUACGGUCUCGGUGCCUCACCCAACCACCACCACUAAAUCGACAGUUUCUGUGCCCCACCCAACCACCACCAAGUCUACGGUCUCUGUGCCUCAUCCGACCACGACUAAGUCUACCGUCUCGGUACCCCACCCAACGGUCUCUGUGCCUCACCCAACCUGGUCCUGGUCGGUACCACCAAAGCCAACUUGGUCUCUACCUCCGAUCCCUAGCUACUCUCCUCCACCUAAGCCAACUUGGUCUCUGCCACCCAAGCCGAGCUACUCCCCACCACCCAAGCCAACCUGGUCUUUGCCACCAAAACCGACGUCCUCGGUUCCACCAAAGCCAUCGUCCACGCCUAAGCCGACGAUCUCUCAUGCU